Didymodactylos carnosus is the source of this 3120-nucleotide messenger RNA. NCBI's taxonomy places the organism in Eukaryota, Metazoa, Rotifera, Eurotatoria, Philodinida, Philodinidae. The record is from the annotation of a GenBank genome assembly.
UCUAUUUAUCUCUUUCCGUCCUGGUACUAAAGGCGAUCAGCGUAGGUAUGUAGAAUAGAAUCUAGAAAAUGCACGGAGCAUUAUGAUAGGCUAUUAGCCUAUUGACCAUAUUGAAUCUUAUGACACUAUAUUUUGUUACAAAUAUGAGAAGUUUUAGAGAAAAGUCGUAGUUUUGACUAAUUAAAAAGCCCUAAAACGGACCAAUUUUCUUCUUAAAGAUUCAGUUAAUAGCCAAGUUUAGCUACUCAGCGGACUGACCAUCAGGUGUGUUUUAUUACAAGCUAUUAUGAGAUCUUUGCAAUUCAACGUUUAAUCGCGAUUGUGCACCAUGAAAUAGCAGUUUUCUCUCCAAUCGCCAUGAGCUGUGAUGGAUCGAUUAGCCGAUGAACCAAAGAAAAACCUCAGGGAAGUACUAUCACAUAGCACUUAAGUUCAGAGUACUGACACACUCCUCUAUAAUCUGAGAUUUGAAUGACUGUAUGAAUAUCACAUCUCUGGAUGGAAGGACGCUAUCCCCUGCCAAUCAUACCUUCAUAUAAGAAGCCAUGUACUUUAAGUGCAUAUUUGCUUAAUGACGAAAACUCAUACCGCUUUUAUUAUCAUCUUAUUUAAACGCUAACAAGUUUUCUUAAAAAGUAGUAAAAUAAUUUUAUUGAAAUUCCUUUGCCUUCCGCCUGGCUAAGUCAAACAACCGCAAAAGAAGCCAAGUUUGGCACGUCUUUCUCUGUUAUGAAACAUUGUUGAAAAAAAGAAAUAAUAGAUUUGCAAUCAAAUAGUUGAUCACAUAUUGUGAUUGGGACACUUUCAUAUUUUCGAUGGGCUCAGGUGCGGCUUUGGAACUAUACAACCACCAAAAAAACAUUUUCUCCCCAGCUAUCUUGUAUGAUAUGUCAUUCGAUUAUAAAUUUGAUACUAGUUUGGGAUUAAUUAUUGACUUUUUGAAUAACACUGAAUGAUGGUGAAGAAAAUCGCGAAAGACAUGAAAACACGCGGCCUUGUUCUAGACGUCGAUGACACCUGUCGGGAAGGCAGAUGAAUUUGAAAACAGUGUUUGUACCAUUUUGAGGAAAACUCAUCUACUCGAUUGCAAAGUCUAGUUAAUGUACAGUCAGAGUUGGCUACAGGCUUCACGUCAAGAUAAGUGCAGCUCCACUCAAAGAAAUUCUUUUUAAGUCCAGACGUAGACUAAAUUUAGUCCAUCUUUGUAACUUGUAGAGUGAUGUCUGGACUAUCUAAAGAUGAUAAUAAAAAUCGAAAUUCGUUGUAUCUACAUGGCCUGGCAACAGCCAUGUUUUUCAAAGAUCGAUAAGGAACAUCACAUGCAUAUGGCAAUUUGAACUUGAUAUUUCCAUACAGGUCAUCUUGACUAUUGGUUAGUAAGACCACGUGCCUUUAUCUUCUUCCGCUCAAAAGUAACUCAAUAAUAACUUAUUGUAUUCUGUAUUUUAUGUUUAGUGCUGCUGAACAUGUUGAUGUGAGGCAAACACUACAAGUACAAAAUGCUGUACAAGAUCUUGAAAAUGACAAUACUGGGAAAACUGGCUGGAUUUGUAAUCGUGGUAUUGCUGCCCUCAAGAAAAAUGACGUUAAUGACAAUACAACAGUCUGCUUUUGUCCAUCAAGUUUGUAUGGUAAAUAUUGUCAGUAUUUUAGUGAUCGUAUAACCGUCAUUGUAAGCCUCGAUAAUAUUCCACAACAAUUACUGGAACAAAAAUCAACUAUUACAAUUAAAAUAUUAUGUCUAUUAUUAUUAUAUGAAGAAAUUCUCGAUUACCAUGAAUUCCAUUUACCAUUAGCAUUAACAAAUGAUCAUGAUAAAAAAUUUCGAUUCAGUUUCGUUUAUUCACGUCCAAAAGUUUCGUCGUCAAGCUACAAAGUUCGUUUUGAAGCAUAUCUGCUUAAUCAUAAAGUGUCAACGCCAACAAACAACUUUCUCGGUAUUUGGCAAUAUCCAGUUCAGUUUAAUUUCCUACCAUCAUAUCGCUUAGCAAAAAUAUUGAAAUUUGAAAACCAAGGUCUUUUAGUAAAUCACAUUUGCCAAAAAGCCAAUCCAUGUUUAAGCAAUAGUAUGUGCUAUCCACUAAUGAACAGAAUUAACGAUACAUCUGCAUAUUACUGUUAUUGCACCUUAAAUUCAUACGGUAAACAUUGCGAAUAUCUAUCGCCACUACCAAACGAUUGUUCCACGAAAGCAUUACAUCGGUCGCUUUCUCAAUUGAAAUCGAUUUGUCUGUGUUUAAUCAAUCAUUUUGGUCCAACAUGUCAUUUGAAUCAUACAUGUGUAAAUAAAAACCCAUGUGGUGGUAAUCAUCGUGGAAAGUGUCAUGUUAAUCCGGAUAAUUUGACAAGAGAUUACUUUUGUGUAUGCGAUAGAAAAUACUUCGGUGAUCAUUGUCAGUAUGAGUCAGCAACCGUGAAUAUCUUGUUCACAGAUCUUUCAUUCAUUCAAAAUCCGUCGAAUUGGAUAAUAGCAACAGUCAUCCAACUCUGUGAUCUUGAUACCGAGACACUUGACUUGAUUGUACGAGAGAAACGAGUUUAUCAAGGUGAGCCACCACUAUCAACACAAAUCGUACAUACCCACCACUAUCUACCAAUUCUGGGCAUUAUGAAACUAUACCACAAGCAAGAAUUGACAAAUGAUUUUGGAGCGAAUCUAAAGGAACCGAAAUAUUUCUUACUGUAUAUUACAUUAUCAAACACAUCAAAUAUGAAUUUAACAUCAGCGGUUCAUGUGACAAAUUAUUGUACACAUACUCAAACAGCAUUUCAAAAAAAUCUCACUAAUAUUAAUUGUUUAGCGUCCGCUUUUAUUCUAAAGGAUACAAAUUCCAGCAAUUUCAACGCUUCAAUCAUGAUUUUUAAAUAUCAUUUAUUAUGUCAUGCACCAUAUUCCCUCUUGUGUUUUCAUGACGAUAAUUACUUUUGUUUGUGUGAUAUAUAUGGCAGAGCUGAAUGUUCACGUUAUGAUAGUAGGCUAGAUGAAUGUAGUGGUGCUGGUCGAUGUCUUGCUGGUGGCCAAUGCGUGCAUGGUGAUCUGAAUGAUCCAAACGAUUUUGUUUGCCUGUGUCCACCGUGUUAUCAUGGAAGUAUUUGCCAACAUAAUACAAAAUUGUUUAG